Messenger RNA from Trichophyton rubrum CBS 118892, 1179 nucleotides. RefSeq lists its product as uncharacterized. The transcript is spliced from 2 exons. Lineage: Eukaryota; Fungi; Ascomycota; Eurotiomycetes; Onygenales; Arthrodermataceae. Gene Ontology annotation, molecular function: protein binding. The record is from RefSeq and is a predicted model, not a curated record. Bases 1 to 1179 code for a protein of 392 amino acids.
AUGGCCAAAACCAAGCCCUCAAAGAAACAGUCCAAGAAAACCCGCGAGUCGGUCCUCCACGGCACAAAAGGGAUGUCAGCAAGACCAAUGGAGAACCCUGAAACCCUGUUCGAAGAGGCAGUAGUGUUACUACAGACCGGCCAACCUAGCGAGGCACUACCACUUGUUGAACGAGCUCUAAAAAACAUCCCUUCCGACUCACCGAAAUACCUAGUUGGAUUAAACUUGAUAGGAGAGAUAUAUGUCGAGCUGGGUGAAAUAGAUUCUGCGCGAGAGAGCUUCCUACGAGCUGUUGAGCUGGACCCAAAGGGUGAGAUAGACGAGACGAUUGACGGAGGCGCAGAGAAGUUCUUAUGGCUGGCCCAAUUAAGCGCAGAAGGCGGUAAGGAUAGCGUACGGUGGUUUGAGAGAGGUGUAGGCGCACUGAAGAGGAAUCUACAGUCUCUCGAAGGGGAAAAUGAUGAACUUGCUCAGGAGAUAAGGGAAGGGUUUAAGAAAAGGCUUGCACAUGCGCUUUGUGGAGUGGUGGAGAUAUAUAUGACGGAUCUAUCAUGGGAAGAAGAUGUAGAGAGCAGAUGCGAAGCUCUCAUAACAGAGGCGCUGCUAGUGGCCCCGGAAUCUUCAGAGUGUUUACAGACUUUAGCAUCGAUCCGGAUAUCCCAGCUCCGGUUCGACGAUGCCAAAGCAGCGUUAUCAAGAAGUUUAGAUACAUGGAAAGACGAGCCACCGGAAAGCACACUUAUACCAGAUUUCCCAUCCAGGGUAAGCUUAUCUCGCCUGCUAAUGGAGGUUGAGAUGGAAAAUGAGGCGCUUCAAGUUCUUGAAAGAAUGGUGUUUGAAGACGACCAGAGCAUUGAAACAUGGUAUCUCGGCGGAUGGUGUCUUUAUUUGAUAAGCAAAAAGGACCAGAAACAGAGUCAGGGAGAGGUGGAUGCAGAGACAAAGGAGCAACUAGCUUCUACUCUCCUGACCAGCCGGAAAUGGCUCAGGCAGGCCUUGAAGCUAUGCGAACUUGUCGGCUAUGAGGAUGAGAAGCUCAAAGAGCAUGCCAUUGAGCUUGUACAGGAGAUCCAGAAUGAACUGGGCAUCUCUGGAGACGAUGAAGUCGGCGAUGAUGACGUAUGGGAGGAUGAUACUGACUCGGAUUCAGGUAAUGAUCAUGACAUGGCAGACUCCUAA